Molecule: messenger RNA, 1047 nt
Organism: Phoenix dactylifera (date palm)
Lineage: Eukaryota; Viridiplantae; Streptophyta; Magnoliopsida; Arecales; Arecaceae
Product: ras-related protein RABA2a-like
Molecular function (GO): GTPase activity; GTP binding
Source: RefSeq, a predicted model, not a curated record
AGACGUGUGCGCUCGAAAGAGACUAGAGGCGCGCGCGCGCGAGAGAGAGAGAGAGAGAGAGAGAGAGAGGGAGAGAGGGGAGAGAGAUGGCGGCGAGGAGAGCGGAGGAGGAGUACGAUUACUUGUUCAAGGUGGUAUUGAUCGGCGAUUCCGGGGUGGGGAAGUCCAACCUUCUCUCCCGAUUCACGCGCAACGAGUUCUGCCUUGAGUCCAAGUCCACCAUCGGCGUCGAAUUCGCCACCCGCACCCUCCAAGUGGAGGGCAGGAUAAUAAAAGCACAAAUAUGGGACACAGCAGGCCAGGAGCGAUACAGGGCAAUAACCAGUGCCUAUUACCGUGGAGCCCUUGGUGCCCUCUUAGUCUAUGACAUGACGAAGCCCACAACAUUUGAGAAUGUCAGUCGGUGGCUCAAGGAGCUUCGCGACCAUGCUGACUCCAACAUUGUGAUCAUGCUCAUUGGUAACAAAAGUGACCUCAGUCACCUCCGUGCGGUCGCCACUGAAGAUGCGCAGAGCUUUGCUGAAAGGGAGGGGCUAUCCUUCAUUGAGACAUCUGCCCUUGAGGCUAUAAAUGUGGAGAAGGCCUUCCAAUUGAUUCUUGCUGAGAUUUAUCGAAGCAUCAGCAAGAAAAACAUCUCUUCAGACGAGCCUGGGCAAGGACCUACUGGAGGCAUCAAAGAAGGGAAGACCAUCGCAGUCUCGGCAUCAGAGACCAACAGUACCAGGAAAUGCUGCUCAACAUAGCAUGGUGAUUAGCGCCACCCAUUCUUAUGCGUUUAUGGGAUGUAAAUUUUGGGAUUUAAGCUUCUGGACUGUGUUUGUUGUGCUUCAUUGGGGUCAGGUGCUUGCUUGAGGCUGCCUUCUUUUGUUUUUGUUGGAUCUCACUGUACUUUGCUUUCAGUAUUCUGUUCUAUUCCUUAGAAGCAUUGAUGGAUAAAGAUUCUUCCCUGAAAGCGGUAAAAUGUGAAAGGUUUACUAUGAGAUUGUUUUACAUGGUACUGUUUGAUAUCAAGGAAACGCUCGCUACUUAGAGCACAUUAUACCGAUU